AUCUCCAUCCGGCGCUCCCGAACAUCCUGCUCGGGGCCGCGCCGCGCGCUCCCGCCAAGCUCGUGUUGAGCCCAAGAGUCAAGGCGAAAAGCAUCCAAACGCACCAGGAGCAGGAGGAGAGCUUCCCGCUGCGACAAAAAAAAAGAGAAACACAACAGAACGUGGGGAGAAAUCCGUGAAAAAUGACAGCGAAGUGAGGAUAAUGAGAGCCGCGAUCGCUUCACUGGAAGGUCAUUCCCGAAAAACACACAAGCAGUGCGCAGACUAUACGGAUAUUUGGAGUACAUAAGCGGCUGCAAGUGAAGACCCCGAAACAGUGAACACACGCAGUCCCGGCUUCUUCUUCUUCUUUUUUUCUUUUUGAUUUUUAUUCUUAUUUGCAGAAAGGCAUGGGGGGAUUUACAUCUCGACAAGGCAGCACCGGCUAGAAGAUCUGACGAGCGGAGAGAGGACAGUGAAUAAGGUCCUUGCUGCCAAGAGGAACUGAAAAAGCCACUUUCUCUCAUCGUCUGUACGCUGGUGGGCUCCAAUAUCACAGCUGAUGACUGUCCCUCAGGUGGCUGGACUGCAGGGCUGAGCGGGAAGCCUGUGUGUUUGCUGAGGGGAGUGCCCCGGCUUGUAUGUUGGUCACUUGCACUUGUAGUCGCUCGCAAGGACCAUGUGGUUUUCUCCAAGGAGAAAUCGUUUCCCCUCGCAGAACUGGCACGGUGCCCACAGUUGCACCAAUUUCAGCGUGUCCUUGUGGGUAUUAAGUUUUUGUUGGUGCUUUGCGGCUGUGAGAAGCCAGAACUACCACCCCACUGUGAACACGCAGUACGGGAAACUCCGAGGGGUGAGGGUGCCCCUGCCUAGCGAGAUCCUGGGGCCAGUUGACCAGUAUCUGGGGGUACCAUACGCUGCCUCUCCCGUGGGAGAAAAACGCUUCGUGCCCCCGGAGCCUCCUUCUUCCUGGUCGGGGAUCAAGAACGCCACCCACUUUGCUCCCGUCUGCCCCCAAAAUAUUCACAAUGCUGUGCCAGAGAUCAUGAUGCCAAUAUGGUUCACCUUCAACCUGGAUAUAGUGACAACGUACAUACAGGAUCAACACGAGGAUUGUCUUUACUUAAACAUCUAUGUUCCAACAGAGGAUGUCAAAAGAAUAUCCAAGGAAUGUGCCAGGAAACCCAACAAGAAAAUGUGUAGAAAAGGAGGGGCCCAUGCAAAAAAACAGGGCGAGGAUUUGUCGGAUAACGACGGUGAUGAAGAUGAAGACAUACGAGACACCGGGGCCAAGCCUGUGAUGGUCUACAUCCACGGAGGAUCCUACAUGGAGGGGACGGGCAACAUGAUCGAUGGGAGCGUCCUGGCCAGCUACGGAAAUGUCAUCGUUAUCACUCUCAACUACCGCGUUGGAGUCCUCGGAUUCCUCAGCACAGGUGACCAGGCUGCUAAAGGGAACUACGGGCUCCUGGACCAGAUCCAGGCUUUACGGUGGAUCAGCGAGAACAUCGGUUUCUUCGGGGGAGAUUCCAACCGCAUCACUGUGUUCGGUUCUGGGAUUGGAGCUUCCUGCGUCAGCCUGCUCACCCUCUCCCACCACUCUGAAGGUCUGUUCCACAGAGCCAUCAUUCAGAGCGGGUCAGCUCUCUCCAGCUGGGCGGUGAACUACCAGCCAGUCAAGUAUACGCGUCUGCUGGCGGAGAAGGUGGGCUGUAACGUCCUGGACACGACAGACAUGGUGGACUGUCUGAGGAAGAAGAGCUCCAGGGAGCUUGUGGAACAGGACAUACAACCAGCAAGGUACCACGUGGCCUUUGGACCUGUAAUCGAUGGUGAUGUUAUCCCAGACGACCCCGAGAUCCUAAUGGAGCAGGGCGAGUUCCUCAACUACGAUAUCAUGCUGGGGGUGAACCAGGGUGAGGGGCUGCGGUUUGUGGAGAACGUGGUGGAUUCAGAGGACGGCGUGUCCGGAAACGACUUUGACUUCUCUGUGUCUGAUUUUGUGGACAGUCUGUACGGCUACCCAGAGGGCAAGGACACGCUGAGGGAGACCAUUAAGUUCAUGUACACAGACUGGGCGGACAGGGACAAUCCAGAGACCAGGCGAAAGACUCUGGUGGCGCUGUUUACCGACCACCAGUGGGUUGAGCCAUCAGUGGUUACGGCUGAUCUCCACGCUCGCUACGGCUCACCCACCUACUUCUACGCCUUCUACCACCACUGCCAGAGCCUGAUGAAGCCUGCCUGGUCGGACGCCGCCCACGGGGAUGAGGUGCCCUAUGUUUUUGGAAUCCCUAUGAUUGGUCCCACUGACCUUUUCCCCUGUAACUUCUCCAAGAAUGAUGUCAUGCUCAGUGCUGUUGUCAUGACUUACUGGACCAAUUUCGCCAAGACUGGGGAUCCCAACAAACCAGUUCCUCAAGACACCAAGUUCAUCCACACCAAGGCCAACCGUUUUGAGGAGGUGGCCUGGUCCAAGUACAACCCUCAGGACCAGCUGUACCUGCAUAUCGGCCUGAAGCCACGCGUGCGCGACCACUACCGUGCCACCAAAGUGGCCUUCUGGAAACACCUAGUGCCCCACCUGUACAACCUCCACGACAUGUUCCAUUACACCUCCACCACCACCAAAGUGCCCCCGCCAGAGACCACGCAAAACACCUUGUCCACCAAGAGGCCCAAUGGGAAAAACUGGCCGUUCAACACCAAGCGGCCCCCCAUGUCCCCGGCCUACAACAGUGAGGACAAAGACUCUUGGAGCGAGGAUGAGGAGACAGGGCCGCUGGUGGUAGAGAACCCCAGGGAUUACUCUACGGAGCUCAGUGUCACCAUCGCUGUGGGAGCCUCGCUGUUGUUCCUCAACGUUUUGGCUUUUGCGGCACUCUACUACCGCAAGGACAAGCGGCGGCAGGACUCCGGCCACGGGCAGCCCAGCCCGCAGCGCCAGACCACCUCCAACGACAUUGGCCACCACGCACCCGAGGAGGAGAUCAUGUCGUUGCAGAUGAACCAGACGCACCACGAGUGCGAGGCGGGGAACAGCAACGAGGGGGCGCUGCGCUUGGCCUCGUUGCCCGACUACACACUCACUCUGCGGCGCUCUCCGGACGACAUCCCGCUCAUGACCCCCAACACCAUCACCAUGAUCCCCAACUCCCUGGUGGGCAUGCCCAACCUGCACCCGUACAACACCUUCACAACCGGCUUCAACUCCACCGGCCUGCCGCACUCCCACUCAACCACCCGCGUAUAGCUUUAAGGAGGCCAGGGGCAGCCAGCGCAGGCGGGGGAGGAGGAGGAGGAGGAAGCGGCGGCGGGGCAGAGGAGGAGGAGCAGGAGGAUGAACGAAUGGAAGAGAGGAUUGUGUUUUAUAAAUAUCACAGGGAAGGGGGAGGGCUGCGAGGGGAGGGGAGGGGAAGGGCAGGAGACGGAUUAAAACGUGAGGAGAUUUAACUAGACUUUUACUACGAGGAGAGUUGCUGAGAGCUCUCUAUGGAUGUCAAGUUGUGCAGAGCUGCCAAAAUCAAACUGCUUCCCUUCUCCUGAACAGGGGAGGGGGUCUUUCUGCAGUGUUUUUUUCUAAAAUAAUCAUUUUAAAAGCCUUUUUAAGCAGACUGAGGAGAUAUCAACACUUUCUUUCUUGAAUUCAUAACAAAAACAAAGAGAAGUGCUUUUUAUUUCCCAUCCCUUCCUCCUGCGGGAGACACAUCUAGAACAAUGGCCUCUACGUCAAUAUUCGCAAAAUGUUCUUAAUUGCUUCGUUGUUUUGUUUUACGUUUCAAUGCCUUACAAAGCUUGUUCUUUUUUGUCAUUAUUUCUAUUCCCUGAGACUAUUCCAUGUGGAGUGUGUUACAAGCAGAUGAGACUCACAGAUGAGAGACUGAAUCCACGAUGGGAAUCUAGAGGAUAUGCAGACGUAGAGAUUUUAAAACCCAUUUUGGGCAACUCAUUUUUUUUUCUGUUGCAUAUCAACACAACAGCCCCACAAAUGGUGUUAUCUUUUUUUUUUCUUUUCUUUUUUUUUUUAGCUCGUAUAGUAAUGAUUUGUCUGGGACAGCUCUUGCCGGGAGAUGAGAAGGCCAAGAGAUAAAUACUAUGUUACUGUGAUUGUUUUGUUAAGAAAAAAAGUGCAUCUUUUACAGCCAAUUUAUCUGUUAAGCUAUCCGAUAUUAUCUCCACAAAGUGUGCACGUACACAUGCUGCUUAGAGCACCUGUGUGUUUGUGUGCAUGUGAAAAUGAUUUCUCAUUCCUUGCGUGCAAGCGUAGUCAAGGGGCUGAGAUAAAGGAAGAGACACAUUGUCGGAACUUGCAAAUGCAAGAGUGGUGAGUGAGUGAGUGUGUGUGAACGAAAGUGUGUGACUGUGUGUGCGCGAGUGUUCGUGUGUGUGUGUGUGUGUGUGUGUGUGUGUGUGUGUGUGUGUGUGUGUGUGUGUGUGUGUGUGUGUGUGUGUGUGUGUGUGUGUGUGUGUCCGUGCACCUGUUUUUUUUGUUUGUAGGUUAUAUAGUGUGGUUUUUUUGGGGGGGUGGGGGCUGAGUACUUUCUCAUGUUGUUGAUUUUGGUUCAUCACAGUAGUGUUUCUGCUGCGUCUCUGGGUGUCUGUCUUUGCAAAAUAGCACUUUUGUUAUUUUUAAAGUUAUAUAUGUCUAAUUUUGCUUAAAGAUUACAAAAUAAAUCUAUUAUUUUAUGUGUAAGAGAAGAAAAAAUAGCUAAAGAUUCAACUGAACUAACUGACAUGAUUCCAUUGACUUUGUAAGAGUUCCUCUUCAAAAGCAGACAGUGGCCUGUUUGCACUGAAUAAACCUAUAUCAGUGCACACUUGUAUUUCUUUGAAUAUAUAUAUAUAAAUAUGGGCAUACAUACAUAUAUGUAUAGGGCUUCUAUGGAGAUAUCGGUCCCACUUACAAAACAAUUAAAACACUGUUCAGACUGAAAAGCACCAACACAAAUAAUUUCUAUGUAUUGUUGUUGUCAUUUGAAACAUACCAGGCCAAGACCACGCUAGGUGUCUUUGUAAGAGCUCUAUAUGUAUAUUUAUGUAUAAAAUAUUUAAUAUUUAUUUAUGUAUACCAGAUGCAUACAUGCUGAUUGUGCCAUGUGCCAAAUUAAAACUGUAAAAAAAUGAAGAAUAUAAAGUUUCACUAAACUUUCUUUUCUCUCUUGAUCAAAGUUCUUUUCCUCCCUUUUUAUGACUUUUUAUUAUUUCCAUUUUGAAUGAGUUAAAAAAGAAAUAUUCUUGCAGCAAGUGCAAGGCUCCCCCCAGGACUUCCUCUCUACCGCCCCUCUUCCUCUCUCCCCUCCUCCUCCUCCUCUUUCUCUCCUUUUCUCUCGCUGAAACCUUUGAGAAAAACAGGCUAACAGCUUGGGGCCUAUCUGCGUGCAUAACUCGAGAUUUUACUGUAAUUCAUGCAAAGUAGUGCUGCAGCAAUGGGAGAUUGUGAAGAGAUUGCCUUGAUGUACUCACAUUGCAUCCUAUUAUAUGUUAUUCUCGAGGAGAAAACUGGAGUUAUUGAUUCUGCGAGUAAAACUGACAAUUUUCAUUAAGUACCUUGGCGUAGCACAGAUUGUCUGCUGCGUUACAGUGAGGAGCAGUAAUGCGACCUGACCAGUGAUCCUAGAUCAGCGUUGAAAUUUUUAGCUACUUCAUGCACGUAGACCUCAACAUUUUUAUGAAGUAUUUCAUUACAGCUUCCCUUGGUAUUUAAUGGUUGGAGACGCAGCAAAGCGAGAAGCACAGUCUGGUCAGCUCAUCACCGAUCCUGCCAGUAGCAUAAAGAGAGAAGAGGUUAUUUGAGGGAAAUUGCUUGGAGACUGAUCUAUAUGAGUCAUCUUGUUUUUGCUCAUCCUGCCUUAUAUGGGGCUCACCUCCUAAUCAGCCACCGUCUUACAGUGAUCCACAGCCACGACGAAAGAACCAAGCAGUCGGUUUCUACCUGGAGCUGCCUCAUACAUACAGAAGCAUUUCAUUUUGGCUGAGUGUGUGUGCUUGCAAAAGGAAUAAGAGCUUGUUUUAGUAGCAAUAUUAUCAGCGGAACUUUGUUAUGUGGCAUAAAAUGAAGAAGCAUCAUGUAACCGAUGACAUUUUCAAGAGCAAAGCGAUUUUUACAAAAUACUCCAGAAUACAAAAUGGAUGUAACCUUUUCUGGCUGAGUCCUAAUAAGUUCUUUGAGGGUCAAUUCACCCAGAUUAUAUAUAUAUAUAUAUAUAUAUAUAUAUAUAUAUAUAUAUAUAUAUAUAUAUAUCUUACUUUAAAACAAAGGACUUCCUCACACAUCUGUUGCAUGAGGCAGGUGUAUAGGAGAGGGAUAAGCAUGUUCAGAAGUUUGUCAGAAUGUCUACCUUGCAAAAACACAUUCAUUUGGUAAUAUUUCUGUUGCAUCAAAUGCCUGAUGAAGGUUUAGCAUAAAAACCUUGCAUUAAUGAAUUUAUUUUUGGAAUUUAGACUGUUUGCAGGAGCUGAAAAAUGAAGGCAGCGGUGAAGUGUCUAAAGUUGCAGUUCCUUGAGCGGCCACUUGAGGCUGCCUCCAAAAGCGACCCCAUGAUUAAAAUUCAACUUUUGCAGCUAAAAUAAACACACAUAAAGCCUGCUACAAAAACAGUUCUGGUCUUGAAAGCUAACUUCCCCAUUUAUGACACCACUAUGGGAUGUGAAUCUUUAUAACACACCCAUUUGAAUUGUAUUAAUAUCACAAAUUCUGCAUAAUUAAGAGCAUGUUUGCUUUGGUACUGUCAAGAUGGCGACAGCUGGAACACAAUGAGCUUCAGGAAACUUGUGAGUGAUGUCAUGGAGCAAUUAAACAUUCUUUCACACAGUCCUUGAUUUAACCAUGCAGAAACGUAAGGUUUUAUUUAUCAUGGUUUUGAGGAACUGAGAUUUCUGUACCCAUCUUGAUACAUCAACAACUACAUAGACUUUUGUUUGUGGUCCUAGCAGCAUUGAAAGAUGAUAUUGAGGAUGUUAGUAAAAAACAAAUUAACCUCUGUUUCUUAAAGAACAGCUGCAAAAACAUUCUUUAAAGUGUUGAAUCAUUUUAGGACUAUUUCUUUGGGUGAAAGAAGCUCAUAAUGAGAUCUGUGGAUUCUUGUUUCAGAUUUUUUUUUCGCUCCUGUGAUCAGUGUUUUUACAUUUACAGUCGAUGAAAUAUGUAUAUGAUCCAGAGGGACUAACUCACAGGUAACCACCCAGCUGUGAAGCCUCCUUCAGCCCUACAUUUCAGCGUGUUUUAUUAAGCUUCGUACCUUUACUGUUUUGGUUCAGUCUCGCUGCUCUGAUUCUCAUGUUUCCUCAUUUUAAAGGACAGCGAAUAUUGGACAGGUGGCCAGAAACAGCACUCCAAAUAAAUGCUAAUGUUGCUCAGUCCCUGCUGGAUGUGUGAAUAAGCAGCUGUUUGCUAACAAGUCUACAACAUGUGAUGUGUGGCCAAAAAAUACAGAAAAAUCAUUACAGUUUGAAUAUCAUUUCAAAUGCUGUUAGCACCAUCUACAAAAUCCCAGUCAACAUUCCAGUCAUUAUUCAUUUAUUAUUUAAUAUGAGUAUGGGCUGCCUGCUAAUUCAGGUUUGCAAGAUGUGGAGGACAGCUCCUGAAAGAAUUAUAGGGAGUGAACCUGAAAGAUUUUUUUGUCAAAAUGUUGAUUUUUUUUUAAUGUAAUUUGGGUGAACUAACCCUUUAAGAGAGGACAUGACUGAAAGUGGACUGUUGCCUCGUCUGAUUCGUGUGCAGUGGCAAGAGUUUCCAUUGGCUCCAACACACACACACACACACACAUACAGUGGCACUGAGCUAAAAUUGAGUGGUGGAGUUGAGAGUGAACUAUCAAAGGGAAGAAAUGUCAUGGGAGGGCAACUUGUUUUUUGCCAUGUAAUUUUCCCAUAUGCUGUUAAAGCAGAGCAGAUGUCACUGAGUAUUGGCAGGGGCAGACCUGGUGGCCUCGGGGACACAGUUUGGGAUACAUGGCCCUGUGAAGAGCCACAUAAUUAAGUGUCGGACCACAGGGAAAGACCAUGGAAACUGCAGUGGUGCGGUGCAGCAAGAGAAAAACGGGGUCAAGUUCCUUCCGCAAUCAGACACCUGAAGGCUUGAUGAAAUUAGUCCAAACUUCCUAUGACAAGAAUCACCAGCAGGAGAAAAAAAAUGGGACAGUUUUGAGAGAGUUUCUUUUCCAUGGUGGAGGUUUGUUUGCAGUUCAGUGAGAGUGUUUCUAAAGUGACAUCAUUCAAGGAUUGGCUGGAAUACCCCGAUGGGGUUUGUGACUGCCUCGACAGCACUGAAGACAAACCCAGGCUAGGAAAUGGAUGUGCCAAAUUACACAGUGCCACCCGCUGGGAAAGAGCUGCAGGUGUGUGGGGGUUCUUCUCGCAUGUGUGUGUGUGUGUGUGGAGAUAUUGAGAAUUUUAUUUCUACCGCAGCGAACAUGGUGUUACCUAUAUUUCCUCUCACCUUCUCCCUCACCUUCAUCUCUCUCUUCCAGUGUCUCAUUCGUCUUUGCUUUCUUCUUCCUCUUUCGUGCACAAACGCUUUUUUUUUCUUACCUCCCUCACACAAAAUGCAAUCUAAGCAGCUCUACCUCUGUCUCACAAAGACAUGACAUGCCCAUUUUCUCUAUCUUCUACUUUUCUAAGUGCCAUAGCCUGUACUCCCGUAAUUUACAGUCAUUUAAGGUCUAAUUUUCUUGAGUUACUGUGUUUCUCUGCUGACUAAGAAGUUAAUGAAUGUUUCUUAUUGGCAAGCAGAGCAGACUCAGUCACUGAAUCAAAACUCUUGUACUUUCAAUUUAAAUAGCCUGUUUUUCUCCAAAAGGGAAACCAUACUGCAUUGUGUCAAAACAUCUACAAUCUAUUAUUUCCUUGUGAAAAAUGCACUCUUGACAAUUUUCCUUUACUCCCUCACAGCAUAGACAAAUCACUGGCAUAUUUUUCAGGUUGUCCUAACAAGGAGCGUCCCGCACUGGAGCUUUUUUUUUGGUGGCAUCAAACCCAGAUACUGUAACACACUUUUCACUGCAAACUAGGACUGUAAUCAAGAAAACCAAUGGUCUUUGAGCCCAAAUACAUCGUGAUAAAUCUCUGUUAUCUCAGUGUCAUUGUACAGAUUACUAAAGAUGCCCUGUUACUUCUAUGUUUAUGUCCAUAGAAUGUAUUUAUAAUCACGGAAACUGGAGUAAUCAAAAUAAAAUAUCUAUUCUUUCUGUA
Acanthochromis polyacanthus (spiny chromis) is the source of this 9168-nucleotide messenger RNA. It is a transcript of the gene nlgn3a, whose product is annotated as neuroligin 3a. Gene Ontology annotation, biological process: chemical synaptic transmission; modulation of chemical synaptic transmission; synaptic vesicle endocytosis. The coding region runs from base 659 to 3232 and encodes 857 amino acids. Gene Ontology annotation, molecular function: neurexin family protein binding; signaling receptor activity. Lineage: Eukaryota; Metazoa; Chordata; Actinopteri; Pomacentridae. Gene Ontology annotation, cellular component: cell surface; synapse; postsynaptic specialization membrane. The record is from RefSeq and is a predicted model, not a curated record. The transcript is spliced from 8 exons.